This is a messenger RNA of Myripristis murdjan (pinecone soldierfish), 5525 nucleotides long. RefSeq names its product synergin, gamma (gene synrg). The coding region runs from base 59 to 4339 and encodes 1426 amino acids. Gene Ontology annotation, molecular function: protein binding. NCBI's taxonomy places the organism in Eukaryota, Metazoa, Chordata, Actinopteri, Holocentriformes, Holocentridae. Gene Ontology annotation, cellular component: clathrin coat of trans-Golgi network vesicle. The transcript is spliced from 24 exons. The record is from RefSeq and is a predicted model, not a curated record.
GAGGCAGCUCACCGUCACCGCUGACGACGUCUUCCUCCGAGUGACUACUGUUAUCAAGAUGGCGCUACGGCCAGGAUCCGGAGGAGGCAGCAGUUUUAUGUAUCCUGUUGGAGGGGGCCUGGGACCACCACAAGGUAUGGUACCCAUGCAACAACAGCAGCAGCAGCAACAGCAGGGCUUCCCUAUGGUCCAGGUCAUGCAGCCUAACAUGCAGGGCAUGAUGGGAAUGAACUUUGGGGGACAGAUGCCUCCUGGUGCCAUGCCUAUGCAGGGUGGGAUGGCUAUUGGGAUGCAGACUCCCGGGAUGCAGUUCAUGGGCCAGCCACAGUUUAUGGGCAUGAGGACUCCCGGGCCUCAGUACACUGCAGACAUGCAGAAACAAAUGGCUGAGGAGCACCAGAAGCGUCUGGAGCAGCAGCAGAGGAUGCUGGAGGAGGACAGGAAAAGGAGGCAGUUUGAGGAGCAGAAACAGAAACUGAGGCUUCUCAGCAGUGUCAAACCCAAGACAGGGGAGAAGAGCCGUGAUGACGCCUUGGAGGCGAUCAAAGGCAAUCUGGACGGUUUCAGCAGAGAUGCCAAGAUGCACCCCACCCCGUCGUCACAGACCAAGAAGCCAGACUCAUCGCCAUCACACUCCUCUGUCACCCCUCACUCCCUCCCCCCCGCUUUCUCCGAGGAUGAUGACGAAUUUAGUGACUUUAUUCAGGGGCCUGUAGAUGCCUCUGCAUCCUUCCCCCCCGCCACCUCCUCUUCCUCCAACCUCCACCUCUCCUCUCAGGCCCAUGUCCAGCCUUCGUCCCCUUCCCUCAAGGCAGGUCUGUCCUCCUCCUCUUCCUCCUCCUCCUCCCCUCAGCCUCCCCCUGCCUCUGUGCCCAUUCCCACUGCCACCCAACACUCUGCUGUCAACACCAGCUCCCAGUCUAAAUCUCAAGGCCCGUCCCUGGAAGAGAAGCUAUUCUCCUCAUGUGAUUUUACCGCUGAUAAGAAGGCCCAGGUUAGCUUUAAAUCCCAGCAGUGUUUGGCCGAAAUGGGUCCUAUGGCUAAACAUUCAGCCCAGUUUCAGUCCAGCACCAAAGCCCGGAACUGGGCUGAGGCCACUGAGGACUUGAGUUCAGUCUUCACCACAGAAACGCUACAUGAGGCCUCAGUGUCGGCGCCUGCUGUCCCCUCCUCAGCUGCUGACUCAUCCCCUCAAACCAGUAGUAACAGUGCAGGUGUUGGUGUGUACCCUCAACAAGAACACAUCCAGCCCAUGCUGCCAGGCUGGCUGUACAAUGACAGCCUCAUCCCAGAAAUGUUCAAAAAGGUCCUUGAAUUCACCAUGACUCCAGCAGGGAUCGACACAGCCAAGCUCUAUCCCAUACUCAUGUCAUCAGGCCUUCCCAGGGAGGCACUGGGACAAAUUUGGGCAUCAGCCAACCGCACAACACCCGGCAUGCUUACCAAGGAGGAGCUGUACACUGUACUUGCUCUAAUUGGAGUGGCGCAGAGUGGCCUCCCAGCAAUGAAUGUGGAGAUCUUGAGUCAGUUCCCUUCUCCCCCAGUGCCCAACCUCCCUGCUCUGGCCAUAGCCAUGGGCCCUGUCAUGCCUCAACACCAGCAGCCCAUGAUGCCCCAGCCCCCUGUCUCCAUGGCCAUGCCCACACCAGCACCACCAGUCAUGGCCAUGACACCCGCAGCUCCAGCUCAGACACUUCAAAACACCAGUUUCAUCACAAAUUUCCCCCCUGUAGCACAGGGGACCAAAGCAGACGAUGACGAUUUCCAGGAUUUCCAGGAGGCUCCCAAAGCAGGUGCAGGAGACCAGGCCUUCUCUGACUUCCAGGGAGAAUCAGGUGGAAGCUUCCCAACCACCAUAGCACCUCAGCAGCAAAACAGUGCACCUGCCAUGCUGACUCCAGUGUCUGGUUCCUCCUCCUCCUCCUCGUCUGAUAAGUACGCCGUUUUCAAGCAGCUCUCUGUGGAUCAGCCUGCAGAGCCAACACCCCCUGCCUCAGACUUGGGAGACAAAUACAGCGUCUUCAGACAGCUGGAGCAACCUGCUGACAAGAAACCAGUUGGCGAAGGAUUCACCGAUUUCAAAUCUGUCAGCACUGAUGAUGGCUUCACGGACUUUAAAACCGCCGACAGCAUCUCUCCACUAGACCCCCCAGACCAGGCCAAGAUCUUCCAGCCUGCCUUCCCUUCUGCUUUCCCUAACUCUCAGUCUCUGCAACAACUACCACAACAGCAGCAACAGCCAGCAGUCACUCUUUCUCAGCCUAAAAACCCUCUUAACAUGGCAGACCUGGAUCUUUUCUCUUCUAUGGCUCCCUCUGCCCCUGCUCCUACUGAGACAAAACCUAGCACAUUCCCCUCUGUGUCUGUGCCCCCUUCUCUAGUGCUCCUGCCAGGGGGAGCCAAGCCCCCAGGGGGAGGGGCUGACGACUUUGGGGACUUUGCCCUGUUUGGCUCCUCCUCCGAUGCUGCUCAAGCUCCAACGGCGGGAGGGGCCACAGCGGCACCUCAGGAUGACUUUGCAGACUUUAUGGCGUUUGGCAGCUCUGGAGGGGAACCCAAAGGCGACGGCAGUUUAGGGGUGCGAGGGGAGACCACUGCUCAACAGCGGCCCCAGCAGGGCUCGGACAAGUAUGACGUGUUCAAACAGCUUUCCUUGGAAGGGGGGCUGGCCUACGACGAUACCAAGGAGAGUGGCGGCGGCUCGUUCUCAUCCCUGAAGAGCGACACGGACGACUUUGCCGACUUCCAGUCCUCAAAGUUCUGCACAGCACUGGGGGCCUCGGAAAAGAGCUUGGUCGACAAGGUGGCCGCCUUCAAACAGGCCAAGGAGGACUCUGCCUCCGUCAAGUCCCUGGACCUCCCGUCCAUCGGAGGGAGCAGCGUGGGGAAAGAGGACUCUGAAGAUGCACUCUCAGUGCAGCUGGACAUGAAGUUGUCGGACGUGGGCGGAGACCUGAAGCAUGUGAUGUCGGACAGCUCUCUGGAUUUGCCGGGUCUCUCGGCUCACCAGCCCCCCGCUACAGAAGGAGACGACAUGAAAUUUGACCCCUUUGGAACAUCGGCCCUCAGCAGCCUGGCCAGCUAUGACUGGUCUGACAGGGAGGAAUGUCUGCCUGCUGAGCCCAGAAAGCCUCAGGGCCUGGAAGGUGCCGCUCUUUCCUCUUUAGCCCCCACCCACAGGAAGGAACUGUCCUUUGGUAGCUCAGAAAAUAUUGCCAAUGCCUCCAUAACCAAGAUCACCGCCGAGGAUGGCUCACUGGCAGACGACAAAUUCGAAGCCUUUGCUGACUUUGGCUCCGCCGAGCAGGGCGGCGUUGAUAAUGAUGAUUUUGGGGACUUUGCGAGUACAGUGUCUGAGAAGUCGGACUCGCCGGCCGCCGUUGCCGAAGCGGCCUCUGAGGGCAACCAGAGUGAAGCUUCUGAUGAGUUUGGGGCCUUCCAGGGCGAUAAACCCAAGUUUGGCAAAUCUGACUUCCUCAAGGCCAGCUCUCAGGCCAAAGUCAAGUCCAGCGAGGAGAUGAUCAAGAACGAACUGGCAACCUUUGAUUUGUCUGUUCAAGGCUCCCACAAGCGCAGUCACAGUUUGGGCGAGAAAGAGAUUGGGCGUUCGCCUCCAUCGCCGGCUCCGGAGCAGCCCUUCAGAGACCGAUCCAACACCCUGAGUGAGAAGCCCGCCUUACCUGUCAUCAGGGACAAGUACAAGGACUUGACCGGGGAGGUGGAGGAGAGCGAGCGCUACGCAUACGAGUGGCAGAGGUGUCUGGAAAGCGCCCUGGAGGUCAUCACCAAAGCUAACAACACCCUGAAUGGCAUCAGCAGCUCCUCUGUCUGCACUGAGGUCAUCCAGUCUGCUCAGGGCAUGGAGUACCUGCUGGGUGUGGUGGAAGUGUAUCGCGUGACCAGACGCGUGGAGCUGGGCAUCAAGGCAACAGCGGUGUGCUCUGAGAAGCUUCAGCAGCUGUUGAAGGACAUCAGCCGCGUGUGGAACAACCUCAUGGGCUUCAUGUCCUUGGCCAACCUGGCGCCUGAUGAAAGCUCCCUAGAUUUCACCUCCUGUAUUCUGAGGCACGGCAUCAAGAAUGCCAAGGAGCUAGCUUGCGGGGUGUGCCUGCUCAAUGUCGACUCUCGCAGCAAGAACAAAGAAGAAAGCACUAUUGGACGUCUGUUUAAACGAGCACUGGCUAAAGACAAUGACAGGAGGUUAAGGGCAUUCAACUCAGAGACAGACAACUUCAAGCUGCUGUAUGGGGGCCACCAGUAUCACGCCAGCUGUGCCAAUUUCUGGAUCAACUGUGUGGAGCCCAAACCCCCGGGCCUCAUUCUCCCUGACCUGCUCUGAGCUUUGACUGUCUGCCAUGGCAACGGGCACAGGUAAUCAACAUUGGAUAGGUGGAGCGGCCAAGGCCAGGCAUCUCACGCUGCAUGGGCUCUCACCUUGGGCUGAGAGUGAGCGCACUGAAGGACUUUUAAAGUCACUGGAUCCCUCUUUAUUUAUUUGUCUUUUAUAUUCUGCACCUGCCCUCGGUCUCAAACUUGGUGAACUCGGAUUUUGAAACCAAGACUGUUCAUGUGCAGUUCUGGUAGUUUGUUCAAACUCGGAAGCUUUUUCUGUAAUUGUAUUAAAGUACACUAUUUAUGCUGUCAUUGUUACCUGUUUGUUCUGUUUUUCCAUAUCUAGUACUUAAAACGUUAAGGUCAGCCUUUUUAACACUGAAAUAUAGUACUAAUGAUGCUUUAAAGAUAUUUCCCACUGUACAGCAGUAAAUGUUGUCAGUAUUAAAUGGAUCUCAUGUCUCUGAACUAGCACUCAUCAGUGACUCAGCCAUUCAAACUACUAGAGCCAUGCAAUAUCAUGAGAACAGUGGCACUGGAAGGCAUUUUGAGAUAAAAUGAAAUGUAAACUUAGCUUCAGUUUUCCAUUAUGUCACUUUUAGCUUUACUUCUGUUUGAUGGGGAAGGCAAAGAGGAAUUUUAUUCAUGACUUGAAAUCUAUUCGCUUUGUUCCUGUUGAGUCAGAGCUGCUGAAUCAUAUACCCAUUAUUCCAUUUGAAUUGUGCUGGUUGGUUUGGUCUUUUAAAACGGUACUCCAUGGUUAUCAUUUUAAUAUCAUUUUGAAAACUUUAUCAUACGAGUUAUUGCAGUGCUGAAAGGCAGAGAUAUCUACCAUUUUAUGUAUUUGCUUUGAUUUAACUGCUUUGAAUGUCCUUUGCACUGCUGAAAGGAGAUUUCAACACUUUCAUGUUCUCUGGGUAUUUAAAUGAGUUUUUUUCUAGGUAUUUGUGGGGGAAAAAAAGUUGUGAUAUUGGGACUUGAAGGGAAUGAUUUAAAUAUUUGCAGGUUUUGUGUUUUUCUGUCUUGCUAUGCUGGUGUGUGGACUAGCGCUGAAAGUCUGGAAUGAAGUCAACUGUGAUUCUGAGCUAAAAUUGCAGCAGCACUUUGUGUAUUACAGUCUCAUGCUGUAGCAUUGUAAACAUGACUAACUGUAAUGUGAAAGUGAUGUAAAUAAAUGAGUAUCAUAAACUUUA